GCCAUUUACCAAGCAAAGCACGGAUGAAUAAACUUGUAAACGUGUUGAUUUACUUUGUACAGUACAAGAUUUAGCUUACCAAAAGCCACCAAACUGUACAAAAUGGGAGUUUGGAGAUACCGUGUACAGUGGAUUGCGGAGAUAUAAAAUAACGGUACAGUGGAUAGUAGAGAUAUAAAGAACAGAGGAGUAAGAAUUUUGAAUAACAGCACAGGUCAAAUAAUGGGAGGAUCUGGACAGUUUGCACGGAAUGUUUGGGAGAGAAUGAAACACAAAAAGCAUGUGGACAUGGAUGAUACAGCUACAAGAUUAGAACGUUGUUUAACAAUGAAGAGGCUAAUCUUUAUUGGUAUUGGUAAAACUGUCGGCGUUGGAAUCUAUGUCCUUAUUGGUGAAGCCACAAAGGAUGCAGGUCCAUCUGUCAUCUUGGCAUUUUUUGUUGGCUUUGUGGUAACAUUACUGAAUGGGCUAUGUUUUGCGGAAUAUGCGUCGAAGAAUCCAAGGACAGGGGCACAGUACACCUACAUGUACGAAACAAUUGGAGAGGCUUUUGCUUUUAUCAUUGGAUGGACUUCAGUGAUAGGUUAUACUACAGCAUUCUCUAUGGCUGCCCGCGGGUGGAGUGGCUAUAUCGACUCCUUGUUCAGUCACAGGAUAGAAAACUUUACUCUUUCUCACAUCGCUAACUGGACAUCCCACGGCUCACCAUAUCCAGAAUAUCCAGAUCUCCCAGCUAUAUUUAUCAUUCUGGUUGUCAUGGUAGUUGCAUCUCUUGGCGUCAACUUUGCAUCAAUUGUAAAUUCUCUUCUUACGGCUGUUGCUGCAGGUUUAUUGGUAUUCAUUACAAUUUGUGGAUUUUUCUUUGCAAAUUCAGAUAACUGGUUGAAAAUACCAGGAGGAUUUUUUCCAAAUGGAUUAAACGGUGUUCUUAAGGCUUCAUCCUCUUGCUUUUAUGCAUUUCAAGGUUACGAAAUUCUUGGAAUUUCGGCAGAAGAGACAGUCAGUCCGAAAAAAGAUAUACCACGAUCCAUAGUGCUAGUCUUAGUUAUUGUUACUAUAUUGUAUGUAAGUGUCGCCGUGUCAUUUACUCUUAUGGUGCCUUAUACAGCCGUCAACACAAAUGCGCCUUUCCCAGGUGCGUUUGAAUACAAUUCCGUAAACUGGGCAAAAUACAUUGUUGAAAUUGGACCAAUUCUAGCUCUCACAAAUCUGUGCACUUUGGAGCUGUUUUCACUUCAACGAUUAAUUUUUUCUAUGUCAGAAGAUGGAUUACUUUUCAGAUUUCUUUCACAUGUCAACAAAUACACAAAGGUACCACUGGGACCUAUUUAUAUGUUUGGACCAAUUGUAAUAAUUCUUGUGCUAAGUAUUGACCUAUCAAACCUGAUUGGCUUCAUGGUAACUUAUGCCUUCAUACAAUACUCACUAUUUGCAGCUUACUUGAUCAUUUUACGGUAUACUAAACCUGAAGGAGAAGGGAUUGAUAGAGAACAAACAGAGCUAUCGAAAAAUCUCAAACAAAGUUCAGUUUUAUGCAGUAAUGUAAGAGAUUGCCUUUCGGUGAAAGUUUUAGUAUUAAUUAUUUAUAUAUCAGUGUUUAUACUCUCAUGCCUGGUUGUGAUAAAAGGUGCAUCUAUUGCUCAGCGAAGUCUAGUUGUGAUAUUUUCUGUUGUAAUACUCGGUGGAAUAGUUACAAUAGCUACCAUAUUGAUUUGGUGUGAGGAGCAAAGAGGAGACAGUCGAGGAUUUUUGGUACCAUUAAUGCCAGUGUUGCCUGUACUUACUAUGUUCUUCAACCUGUUAAUGCUUGUGUCUGCAAUUGACAAGGGAUCUCUGGUUGCUUCAGUUGUUCUGGCAGCAGUCGGUGUGAUGGUAUACAUGUUUAUUGUGAUCUAUGAUGUGACGAGGCAAAACAUGACUGGUGCAUCUGACAGUGACACAGUAAAACUUCUACAGGAAGAAGAUACUGAAGAAAAUGAGUCAUCACUCUGAUGAUGGAGAUGAUAAUGAUGAUGAUGUUCUUUGCUUUAUUUUUAGCAUAUCUAUUCCGAGAAUAAGGGAGCUAUCCUACUCACCAUGAUGUCGGUGUCACACCUUUGUCAAGUUUUUUCACCAGUCCAAAUUUUGACAAAGAAUUUCGAUAUAUGGCUUUGAAACUUUCAACACUUGUGUACCAUCACCAUGUCCAGUUUUGGGCAAGAGUAAAUAACAUCAUCAAGGAUUUUCAUCUGAAUUAUUGCCCUUUUUUAACUUACAUAUCAUUGUUAAGUUUUACAUACCAGUUCAUAUUUUCUGUAAACUGUUUGACAUUGACUUUGAAUUUAUUGUAACAGUCUCUAUCUGUAGGCAAGAGUACAUAACUCCUUUAAAUAAUUUGGCUGGAUCAUGGCCCUUUCUGGAAUUGGAAAUUGGUUCAGUUUUCGUACAACUAUUUGACCUGUGGCUUUGAAACUUUGAAAACUUAUAUUCAUCGUCAUGUUCUCCAUCUGUAGUCAAGGGUAAGGAACUAAGUUAAAUUUAUUUGGCUGAAUUUUGCACCUUUUUGGACUUGGAAAUCAGUUAAUUAUUCUUACCAGUCUGUAUUUUGUCUUUUAGUGUUUGACAUAUGGCUUCGAAACUUUGACCACUUGUUUACCAUCAUAGGCUCCAUAUUCGGCAAGACUACAUUACUAAUUUUGGUUAAGUAAUGGCCCAUUUUUAGCUUGACUUUUCGAAGAAAAAGUAGAGCUAUUGCACUUGCCCCGGCGUAGACGUCAUUGGUUAAAGUUUUUGAUAAAGUCAAAUAUCUCUGUUACUAUCAAAGCUAUUGACUUGAAACUUAAAAUAGUUAUUUACUAUCAAAGUCUACACCUGAGGAAAAACAGUCCCCAUAACUAUGUUUUGAAUUUUGACAGAAUUAUGCCCCUUUUUAACUUAGAAAUUUUGGUUAAAGUUUUUGAUAAAGUCAAAUAUUUCUGUUACUAUCAAAGCUGUUGACUUGAAACUUAAAAUACUUAUUUACCAUCAAAAUCUACACCAGGAGAAACAAUCCCCAUAACUCUGAUUUGAAUUUUGACAGAAUUAUGCCCCUUUUUAACUUAGAAUUUUUAAAAAAAAAAUUGAUAAAGUCAAAUAUCUCUGUUACUAUUAAAGCUUUUUAUUUGAAACUCAAAAGAGUUGUUUACAAUCAAAGUCUACACCAGGAGACACAACUCCCAUAACUCUGAUUUGAAUUUUGACAGAAUUAUGCCCCUUUUUAACUUAGUAUUUUUGGUUAAAGAUUUCGAUAAAGUCAAAUAUCUUUGUUACUAUCAAAGCUUUUGACUUGAAACUUAAAAUACUUAUUUACCAUCACAGUCUACACCAGGAGACACAAUCUCCAUAACUCAUGUUUGAAUUUUGACAGAAUUAUGCCCCUUUUUAACUUAGAAUUUUUUGUUAAAAGUCAAAUAUUUCUGUUAUUAUUAAAGCUUUUGACUUGAAACUCUAAAUAG
Messenger RNA from Mercenaria mercenaria, 3473 nucleotides. RefSeq names its product high affinity cationic amino acid transporter 1-like. Gene Ontology annotation, molecular function: amino acid transmembrane transporter activity. The transcript is spliced from 6 exons. Gene Ontology annotation, cellular component: plasma membrane. The coding region runs from base 223 to 1992 and encodes 589 amino acids. NCBI's taxonomy places the organism in Eukaryota, Metazoa, Mollusca, Bivalvia, Venerida, Veneridae. Gene Ontology annotation, biological process: transmembrane transport; amino acid transport. The record is from RefSeq and is a predicted model, not a curated record.